Messenger RNA from Cercopithifilaria johnstoni, 1155 nucleotides. Lineage: Eukaryota; Metazoa; Nematoda; Chromadorea; Rhabditida; Onchocercidae. The record is from the annotation of a GenBank genome assembly.
AUGUCACGAAUGGUCGAUUUACCCUGUGAAUUAAUUUUAAUUAUUCUGAGCUAUCUUCCAAGUCGUGACUUGUGGCAAAACGUUCGCUUGACGUGUCGGUUCUUUGCAACGAUUAUUGCUGAUCAGAGCUAUUGGGAACGGAAAUUGCAGAAGAAAUUUGAAGUUGAAUUGCCAUCCUGUCAGUUAUAUGGCUCAGUAUCAUCAUUAUCACAUUGUUGUGCCAGAACAGAAGAAGAAACGGAGCGGUGGAAAGAUGGAAAAUUGGAUCGACUUAUUUGUGCUGUAGGACACGAUGGAACAGUUGAUGCUGUGGCACUCAUGAAAUCAUCGGCGCAUAAACGAUUAUGUAUUUCUGGUGCCCGAGAUCGUGCACUGAUCAUUUGGGAUGUAGAUACGAUAACAAAGGGAGUGAGGCGCGAAAAUUGGAAACUGUAUGAAUUUUCUGAAGCUCAUCAGGGAUGGAUAUGGAGCGUGUGCAGAGGGGAUGCAGAUACGUUUUACUCCUGUGCGUGGGAUCGUUAUGUGAAGCAGUGGCGAAUCGUUGAUGGGCAUGUUAAUGCGCUUUGUGAUGUACAGAUGGCUUCUGCAGUGCUAUGUGUUAUAAAUGACGGUACAACAACUGUUUGUUCUACAUUUGGACGGAGAGUAGUAGUUAUGGAUGCGCGCAAUUCGUUGCAAAAAAUUACUGAUAUACUGUAUCAUCGAAGUGCUGUUUUCGAUCUUGUUCAGAUGCCAGACAGCAAUUAUCUGUAUUCAUGUGGUGAGGAUCGACGAUUAGCAUGUGUCGACAAACGUAUGUGGGAAGUAGUAAACGAUUUGGAACUGGAAGCUUACGCACAAACUAUGUCAUUGCGGCAAGGACAAUUACUUUGUGGAACCACCGAUGGCAAGAUGCUGUCUAUCAACCCAAACGAUUUAACAGUUAUCAGCGAAGUAUUUGUUGGAAGUGGUGGUUUACGGCAAGUAAGACUGAAUAUUGGCAGCCAAAUGUGUAUUACAAAGGAUCGCUUUUUUAAAGUGUUCACACCUGGUUUACAUCCCAGAUUGUUUGCCGAAUCAGAAGCAUUCAGUGCAGAACCGUCCAGAUUUGAUUAUUACGACGAUGAUUUGGUCGUCGCGUGCGGUGAUGGAUCUAUUUUCUUCUGCACUACAUGA